Messenger RNA from Dissoconium aciculare CBS 342.82, 906 nucleotides. RefSeq names its product MgPPT1, serine threonine phosphatase 2A catalytic sub-unit like protein. The transcript is spliced from 2 exons. NCBI's taxonomy places the organism in Eukaryota, Fungi, Ascomycota, Dothideomycetes, Mycosphaerellales, Dissoconiaceae. Gene Ontology annotation, molecular function: protein serine/threonine phosphatase activity. Bases 1 to 906 code for a protein of 301 amino acids. The record is from RefSeq and is a predicted model, not a curated record. Gene Ontology annotation, cellular component: cytosol; nucleus.
AUGGUGGAGAUGCAUAUCGAAAAGGAUCAGAAGCUCACCGUCUGUGGUGACACCCACGGCCAAUACUUCGACCUGUUGGAGAUAUUCCGACUUAACGGUUUCCCGACUGCGAAGCACGCAUAUCUCUUCAAUGGAGACUUUGUCGAUCGUGGAUCAUGGUCGUGCGAGAUUGCCCUCCUCUUGUACAGUUAUAAGUGGCUGUUUCCGAAGACCUUCUUCCUGAACCGAGGCAAUCACGAAACCGACGACAUGAACCGUAUGUACGGCUUCGAGGGCGAGUGCAAAGCCAAGUACAAUGACCGCGUAUUCAAACUCUUCUCCGAAUCCUUCUCUGCAUUGCCUCUGGCGACCCUCAUCGGCGAUAAAUUCCUUGUUCUUCAUGGUGGGCUUUUCUCAGACGACAAGACAUCACUCGACGACAUUCGCAAACUCAACCGUCACUCUCAGCGACAGCCCGGACAGUCAGGAUUGAUGAUGGAGAUGCUGUGGACUGAUCCGCAGACUGCACCAGGUCGCGGUCCAUCGAAGCGUGGUGUUGGUAUUCAAUUUGGCCCCGAUGUGACGAAGCGCUUCUGUGAGAACAAUGGUCUCGAGGCCAUCAUCCGCAGUCACGAGGUCCGCAUGGAGGGUUACGAAGUCGAGCACGAUGGGCGCUGCAUCACGGUGUUCUCUGCGCCAAGGUACUGCGACUCAACCGAGAACAAAGGUGCCUACAUCAAUAUCGAGUCAGAUUACAAACUGCAGUUCAACAAGUUCGACGCGGUACCGCACCCGGACAUUAAGCCUAUGGGCCCAGAUGGCACUGGGAGAGGACCAGGAUCAAGGAGAGGAUGGGAGAGAGAAAAUACAACGUUGAGUAAAGACCUCGUUCUGGAAAAUUCUAAUCGCCUGCCAACGCCGCGCUAA